GAAUUAAAAAGAGAAGUAGAAUAAAUCGUUACCCGGGAAAGUAGAUUGUCAACAUAAUAUCUUCUCCUGAAAACAUGCUUUUAGCGUAUCGGUUCUGCAUUCAAGAUUUACUCAUGUAUCUUACAAUCUACACCAAAUGAUUUUGUUCUUUUUAUCCUGAUAUAAGGUACCAAAACUGCUCAGAAUGUAAAUAAAUCUCACAAACGCUGUUUUGAACAAAGGCCAAAUAUGGAUGGCACGUGAGAAAGUAGACGUUUUGCAGUGGCGUUAUCCGAGCCAAUAUCAAAAUGCCUGCUGCUCGAGUGUCACCUGUUAACAGCAACAACCAUUCUAACCCUGCCCUGCAGGCCCUGAGAAAUUCCACAUGCAGCUCUAGUUCCGAAUGCCCUUCAUUACAAGAAUCGAAUGAGGAUGAGAAGGAAGAAACGUGCGAUUCUCUGUCACCUUAUCAGAAAGUUGUGAAUAAGCUUCAGACAGAUGAAAGAUGGCACAAAGAGAUAUCUCUUGGACGACGCAUUGGAUUCUACAGAAUCAAAGAAGAACUGGGAACUGGAAACUUUUCACAAGUGAGAGCUGCCAUUCAUGCUCUUACAAGAGAAAGGGUAGCAGUAAAAAUUUUAGACAAGUCAAGGUUAGACAACAAGACUCAAAUGAUGCUGGCAAGAGAAAUCUCAUCCAUGGAGAGCUUACAUCAUCCCCAUAUUAUCCGCCUCUAUGAAGUUUUGGAGACACUCUCCAAAAUAUACCUGGUCAUGGAGUACGCAAAUGGUGGAGAGCUCUUCCAUAAAAUAUCCCAAAACGGCCGUUUUACAGAAAAAGCUGCACGACCCCUAUUUGCACAAAUUACGGCUGCUGUUGAUCACAUGCACCUUCAUAACAUCGUACAUCGAGACCUGAAAGCAGAAAAUGUCUUUUUCUCAGGACCAAACACUGUGAAAGUUGGCGAUUUCGGUUUCAGCACGCAGGUUCAGAACAAGUUUGAACCACUACGAACCUUUUGUGGUUCUCCUCCAUACGCUGCACCAGAACUCUUCAGAGACGACAGCUACGUUGGUCCUAUGGUUGACGUUUGGGCCCUCGGUGUAUUGCUCUACUUCAUGUUGACAGCCUCGAUGCCAUUCAAAGCACAGACAGUGUCUGGUUUAAAAAAGCAAAUCUUAGAUGGAGACUACACCAUACCCGACUACCUAAGCAGUGAACUACAUUUUUUGAUAGUUGGUAUUUUGAAGCAAGACCCAAAACAAAGAACUUCUCUCGACCAGAUUAAGAAGUCUAACUGGCUUACAGGACAAACAUUACCAUCACCAUUGCCAAAAGACAAUUUGUUGUCCGCGGUUGAAGACUGCAACGGGAAUGGAACCAUUUUGUCCUCCGUAGAACUUUCCGUAAAACAAACUUUAAAAGAUUUAGGAGUUACUGACGAAAUGAUUGAAUAUGAAAAAAAUAAAGGCUCCAGAAGUAGUGUUAUUGGUACCUAUAGAAUUAUUCUUCAUCGCAAUGUGUCUAGAACUGAAAACGUUCCAGUAAUUUUGCCAGCUACAGAAACACCAAAGUUCCUAAAACUUAGUGCGAGUCCUAAAAAACCAAAAACAAAGAAGAAUAAAAAGUCGAAAAUGUGUACUAUUUUGUAAAUAUAUAUGUGUGUAAAUGUUACUUAAUAAAAAGUAUUUUAUCUAAAA
Molecule: messenger RNA, 1679 nt
Organism: Parasteatoda tepidariorum (common house spider)
Lineage: Eukaryota; Metazoa; Arthropoda; Arachnida; Araneae; Theridiidae
Source: RefSeq, a predicted model, not a curated record